GGAGAGAGUAAACUUUGCCAGCGCGCGAUGGGUGUUAGCGACUGCGACAGACGCCUACCUUGAUCGUGUGGAGGAGAAGAUGAGACGAAAUCGCAUCGAAGGAUGCAAGUGUUGCGUCCAAUGCAUUGGGCUGAUGAGGAGCUGCUGCUGUGGCUGUCAGUCGGCGUACCCCUCACCUAUAGCCAGCAGGGGUCCAGACAGGGGCCAAGUGGAUUCGGCAAGAGAGCAAGCGGGCCAUGGGCGGAGCUCUUCGACGACAACAACUCUGAGCGACUCCUUGACUCGCCAGCGUCGGUCGGGGCUGUGCUGUGUGCUUCACCAGAUGUGGUCAGGAGCUAGCAAUGAAAGGCCUCUAUCGAGUAGCUGAGUAUUCGCACCAUCGUCAAACCACUCUCCUUAUCGGGUCCGGUGGUCGAUACGGCGGAAAGGGCUCAACUAAAGCAGGAACACAGCUCUCUCGCAUCAUACCUGGGCUGUAAUAGCUAUAAGGUACCAAGCUUACCAACCCAGUGCUGGUAAGGUCAUACAAUUGAUGAAGAACCGACCAAGCCUGGUUACCGUACCUGGUAGGUCCUCAGUUCUCACAGAC
Messenger RNA from Parathielavia appendiculata, 589 nucleotides. RefSeq lists its product as uncharacterized. The transcript has a single exon. Bases 121 to 339 code for a protein of 72 amino acids. The record is from RefSeq and is a predicted model, not a curated record. Lineage: Eukaryota; Fungi; Ascomycota; Sordariomycetes; Sordariales; Chaetomiaceae.